AUGAGUCAUGAUGAAGCUUCACAAAGUUCACAUUGGAGAGCAGCUAUGGAAGAAGAAUUGAGAUCAAUUGAGAAGAAUCAGACUUGGGAGUUAGUCCAUUUGCCUCAAGGAAAAAGACCAAUUGAUGUGAAGUGGGUCUAUAAGACUAAAGUAAAGCCUAAUGGAGAUGUGUCCAACUGCUUGCAACAGAAAUGGUCUCUAUAUCAACUGGAUGUGAAGUCAGCAUUUUUGAAUGGGCCACUUGAAGAAGAAGUCUACAUAACUCAACCACCUGGUUAUGUUUAUGGAGAAACCAAAGAUACCCCACUUCUUGCAGCAAAGAGGAUUCUGAGGAAAAACACUACUGGUUAUGUUUUCAAAUUUGGAACAUCACCAAUCUCUUGGUACGUGCUCAAAGAAGUAGAUGUAGUUGCUUUGUCAACAUGUGAAGCAGAACAUAUUGUUGCUGCUAUGACAGCCUGUCAAGCUCUAUGGCUGGAAGCUUUAAUGGAAGAACUAAACUUGAGAAAUUACAGUCCUAUGAGGUUGUUGAUGGAUAACAAAUCAGCAAUUGAUUUAGCUAAGCAUCCUGUGGCACAUGGCUGGAGUAAACAUAUUGAAACCAAGUUUCAUUCCUGUGUGAUCAAGUUCAUGGCAACCCCACCAGCGUCCCCUCUGCAGUCAAAUAUUCAGUCACCAACGAAGUGUAGGAAUACUAGAAAAUCAACACGGCUACGGAGGUUGACUGUACGAGCAUUGGAUCAGCCCAAAACCACUGUUUACGUGGAUGCCGCAACUGGCCGAGGAUCGGGUCCAUUCAAAGAGAAAUUCCACAGUUAUCUUGGGGUCGUGGCCAGAGAGAAAAUUCCCAUUGUACAUAAUAGCUGGAAAGAUGUUCCAGACACGCUAAAGGACCUAGUAUGGAAUGACAUUUUGGCAAAAUUUGAUAUCCCAGAAGCAUUAAAUGCAAAGAAAAAGGUCAUGUCCACCGUGGCCAGUAGAUGGAGGCAAUUUAAAUGUAACCUGACGACUAGAUUUGUGUAUGGUAACUCCGAAGGUCAACAUGAACAUAAUCCUCCGGUCAAAUAUGACGUAGAUAAAGAAACUUGGGAGCAAUUUGCUGCAAGCCGCAAAACUCCUAACUGGCAGGGAAUCAGGAAGAAGAUGCAAGAGAUCCAAAAAUACAAUGACUGCCCCCAUGUACUUUCUCGUGGGGGGUAUGAUUUGCUUGAAAAGAAGAUGAUGGAGGAGAAGAUGAACAAAAGACAACAUGACGCAAUGACAACUGAGAAUACACCAAACUCUGCGGAUCCCCCAUCUCCCAUUCAAAGACAUGUCAAGUGGGUGUUGGCACGCACUAAGCAAUAUGGACAAAUGACAUCAAAGUCGGCACAAGAAAUAUCUGAUAAAAUUGCCUCAUUGGAAGAACAAACGAGACAGGGUACCUUUGUCCCCCAUGGUCGUGAAGACAUACUGAACACUGCCAUCGGGCGACUGGAUCAUGGAGGCCGUGUUCGGGCAGCGGGGUUUGGGGUCACAAUAAGUCAAUACUUUGGAAGGGCAGCACGUGGCUCUAGUUGUUCAUCAGGGUCGAUCAACCAAGUACAAAUGGCUGAAAUAAUUGGAGGCCUACAGGAACAGUGGAAAAAUGAAAUACAGGUAUUGAAAGAUGAGUUGAAGGAACAAAUCAUACUUGAGAUGUCGCAGAGGGGAUCGUUGAUCCCAACACAUAUUCAGCCAGAUAUACAUGGGUUAGGAGCACGAGUGAGCACAAAAGGGAGCAAUGCGGAGAGUGUUCUCAACCCAUGUCUGCCUAAUGAUGUUGCUCCUGUCGAACCCCUUAUGGGGUUGUAUGUGCAACACCAAGAUUCAAUUGAGUUGGUGGCCUUGGGAAAAACAUAUGAUGGAGGCUCGACCAUACACAAUGUGGCUUAUGCAGACGAUGUCGUAAGGGUUAGUGUUGAGCAAGUUAUUGACGGUGACGCUGAGGUCCCAUUCCCAGCAUCAGAGAUUAAGUGUGUCAGGCAGGCCCUUCACACAUUCAUUGCAUGGCCAACACCACUUGUUAAAAAAAUCUUUAUUGAGCAUGAGGGCAGUAGUCCAACUAAAGACACUGAAGCUGUUGAAGCGGUCAACGAUGUUGUUGUAGAUGACCCCUUGCGCGAGUUGAUUAAGAGCCUAGUUGACAUUUAUGAGAAGCCUGUAGAGUUAGUGUGGGAUGUUACUAAAUUUGGAAUUCCAAAUGCAACUGCAUCAUUGUUCAUAACGUGUGCUGAUGUGAAUGAAAUAAUAUCAGGCGUACAGUGUUUGAACAUAGCUAUACUACAAUUGUGGACCAUGUAUAUGGACCAAUUGAGUCAAAGCUAUGGUCUAGGAUCGGUGUAUGGAUUCCUUGAGCCGCAGGCUAUACUGAAUGCAAACGAUAAAUGUGGACAAUGUCAAGAAUACAUUGAAAAAUGGCUUAAGGAAUCGAACCGAGAUGUCUAUCUAGGCGCUUAUUUGAAUCAGGGACAUUGGCAGCUCAUUGUUUUGUGUCCUAAAAAAAAUACUGUCGUCUGGUUUUGUUCUUUGCGUAGAAGGGUAGAUGUUCAUAUAAAAGCUGCAAUUAACAAUGCAUUUAACACUUUGGAAACCAAGAGUGAGGGGAAAUUUGGUCACAGUACACCGCGGUGGAUUGAAGUGAAGAGUCACGUUCAAAGCGGAACCUAUGAGUGUGGCUAUUAUGUCAUGCAUUGGAUGUGGAACAUAAUCGUCGGGCAGUUGAAGACUAAUUGGACGCUGUGGUUCAAUGAUGGCACGCCGCUAGACAUCAACAUGAUGACAACAUUACGAAAAAAAUGGGCAGAAUAUUUUGUAAAACUUAGAAGCAUCCAAUGUACAAAGCUGUAGUUAACAUGCAAACAACCGCUUUCGUGUUUGUGAUGUAUUUGAUUAAGUGUUAGAAACAAUUUACCUGCUGUAAUGACUUUUAUGUGUCAAUAACAAUAGAUAUUUGUUUAAAACA
This is a messenger RNA of Glycine soja, 2983 nucleotides long. RefSeq lists its product as uncharacterized. The record is from RefSeq and is a predicted model, not a curated record. Lineage: Eukaryota; Viridiplantae; Streptophyta; Magnoliopsida; Fabales; Fabaceae. The coding region runs from base 1 to 2868 and encodes 955 amino acids. The transcript has 14 exons.